AUGUCCUUGGCCGACGCUCAGGAAGCGCGUAAGGCGCGUUUGCUUGCGCUUCGGAAGCGCAGAGCCGGCGAGGAGACCGAAGAAACAUCGGAGUCGGUGAUACAACACCGUUCAUUUGACCCCGAGACCAGAACGCUGAAGAAGCGUAUCCCUGGCGAAGACGUUGAAAUGGAGGACACAGUGGAACAUCAGGUGGACGGCAUGGCGGAGCGCAUAAUCGCAGAGGAUGCGGAGCGACGAGCGCAAGAUCUGGACUUGUUCAACAUCGCGCCAAAGAGGCCGAACUGGGACCUGAAACGUGAGCUCGACAAGAAGCUGAGCAAGCUAGAGAGAAAAACGCAAGAGUCAAUACACACCCUGAUCCGACAGCGGCUAGCGGCGCAGAAGGGCGAGCCCGACGACCUCGUUAGUGCUAUGAACGCCCAGGAACAAGCCAGGCAGGCGGAAGACUCGUCAGAUGAAGAGGAUUAG
Epithele typhae is the source of this 471-nucleotide messenger RNA. Its product is annotated as mRNA splicing factor. Lineage: Eukaryota; Fungi; Basidiomycota; Agaricomycetes; Polyporales; Epitheliaceae. The transcript is spliced from 4 exons. Gene Ontology annotation, cellular component: U2-type spliceosomal complex; post-mRNA release spliceosomal complex. The record is from RefSeq and is a predicted model, not a curated record. The coding region runs from base 1 to 471 and encodes 156 amino acids.